Molecule: messenger RNA, 1632 nt
Organism: Mycosarcoma maydis (corn smut)
Lineage: Eukaryota; Fungi; Basidiomycota; Ustilaginomycetes; Ustilaginales
Exons: 1
Coding region: 1-1632 (543 amino acids)
Cellular component (GO): mitochondrion
Molecular function (GO): hydrolase activity, acting on acid anhydrides, in phosphorus-containing anhydrides
Source: RefSeq, a predicted model, not a curated record
AUGGUGUCUCGCGAGUCAGCUUCGGCCUGGAAGCCGUCCAAGCCUCGAGGGGUACAGCGAGCGUCGGAUCACAAGACGGGUCCCAAAGGCGAGCCCAUGACGCCGUUGCCAUCCGCUACGCUUAUCGUGCUGUGUCCGCGAUCAGCCAAGAAGAAAGAUGCACAUCUGCAGUACGACACCUUGAUGGUGCAGAGAUCAGCCAGAGAUGGCUCGAGCUUCCGCUCCGCCGUUGUGUUUCCGGGCGGUGCUCUCGACGUGGUCGAUGAAGCUCAAGUCGAAUCCGCGCUAUCGUCCAGCGCAGCAUCAUCCGCUCGCUCGGAAAGCGACGAGAUGGAGAAAUAUAUGCAAUCGCUCAAGCUGUGUGCGCUUCGCGAGACGUUCGAAGAGACUGGCCUGCUGCUUCUGCCUUCAUCGAAAUCGAGUGCGUGCGGGCUACCUACCAGCCGCGCGGUGGGUCACCAGGACGCAGGUAUGUCGGCCGAGGAGUGGGCGCACGCACGAAACGACGUUCACCACAACGCCAUCGACUUUGUUCCUUUCCUCCGCAAAGUCUCGAGCAAGCUCGCUCGUAGUAGCACACUCGGUACCAGCAAAGGUGCACUUGCAGAGUUGGCACCUAUGGCGCACUAUUCGAAUUGGAUCACUCCGAGGAGCGUCGUCCGACCGGCGAAACGAUUUGAUGCUCACUUCUUCAUCACCGUGCUCGACACUCCAGAUGUGUUUGGUGACCAAGACUCGCUCAAAAUUUCAGCCGAUGGAUCCGAGACGUUGUCGUUGCGACUACAGACUCCUCGCGAGAUCAUGUAUGCCGGCAUUACCGACCAGAUCUCUCUGUUCCCACCGCAAUUCUACAUUCUCGCCGAUAUCGAAGCCGCCCUAUGUGCCAUGGACACCAACGGUCGCAUCCCCAUCCUGCCACUCAUCUUUGACUCUACUCACGCUUCUGAGCGUGUCACUCGCGACGCUGAAUUCCGAGUCACGCCCAUCGAAGAAGAAAGUCGCGGUCUCCAAGGUCGCAACUAUUCGUGGGACCGCAAAGACGUCGGAACCUCUUCAGCUCCGCUCACCUCCUGGGUUUCAGACACCAACCCACCGCUGUCCGAGAUCAGAGAGCUCGGCGACGAACCGCACUCCCACUACCCUCGCGUUACACCCGUCGAGCCACGCGCGUUCCCAAAACUCGGUGCUAUGCUCGAUAUCAAAACGCAGAUCAUCGAGAACCGCAACCGCGCACAACCAACCGAGACGCAAGACAGCUUCGUCUUUCCUCUCGUAUUGCCUGGCGACUGGCAGGCUUCGCCUGCCCAGCAACAACGCGCCAAACACGGGCUCUUCCUACCAGACACACGCGAGCAGAACGCAAACAACUCAGACCCAGCCCUGGAACGCACAACACCUACCUCGCAGCUGCAAGGUGCUACGAUGAAACCACUCAAUAGACUCUAUGUCUCGCCACGCGCACAAGAGCACGGUGGCGGAAUGACCGUCCGUGGCGCGGUGCGCAAAGGCUUGACCCACUUGCGUGAUUUCCAGGUCGGCGUGCUGCUUGCCCAGGCCUCCACCGACGACCAAGAAGACCAAGAAGACCAAGAUGACCAUUCUGACAGUGCCGCAUCCAGAGCCAAGCUGUAG